Messenger RNA from Eucalyptus grandis, 1252 nucleotides. RefSeq lists its product as uncharacterized. The record is from RefSeq and is a predicted model, not a curated record. Lineage: Eukaryota; Viridiplantae; Streptophyta; Magnoliopsida; Myrtales; Myrtaceae. The transcript is spliced from 2 exons. Gene Ontology annotation, molecular function: protein binding. Bases 184 to 960 code for a protein of 258 amino acids.
CCGCGGGACCCCCCCGAGAGCAACGAUCCUCGAUCCGCUUCGCUCCCUGGAUCGAUCAAAAUCCCAUAUCCACGAAUCCCUCGCGUUUCCCCCAGCACGUCUCCUCGUCCCCAAGCUUUCCCCUGCAACUCCCAGGUCGUUGAUUUGCUUGAGCCAAAGCUUAUUCUGAACUAGUAGCAGCAGAUGGUCAAGAAAAAGCAAAAACAGCAAGCCAUGGAACACGGCAAUGACUAUGAUUCUACCUGUGAGGUGGAUCCCUACGAAGAUACGAGUUGGGUGAUUGUGAAAAAACAGAGGAUCACUAUUUUGGUGCCGCCUUUACCUGUUGCAGAAAAAUCUGCAGUAUCAAAGCCAUCCUCGAGCCAGGUGCAAGACAUACCCAGGGAACAUGUGCCUGAGAAAUCGCAACUUCCAGCUGAGGGGAGUCCUGUAAUGCUGUCCGUCAGUGAAUAUGAGAAGACAACAUCAUUGCCACUCGAGAAUGACAUAUUCAGGGAGGUUUCUUCUCCACACCCGUCAGACCUACCUAGAAUCUUGGGAAUGGAUUCCAGAACACGGUCCAAGAACCCUGCCAAAGUUUCUGGUCAGAAGUUACAUGAAGUAGUGAAAACAUCAAAUACCUCAAAAAGUAUCUACCGGGAGAGAAUGUUGAAUGGUCCCUGUUACUUCUCCAGCGGGGUGACUAUCCUUCAUCAACAGCUCAAAGCACGAAAUCUUGAGAAGAAACUUCAGAAGGCUGGUGGACUGAGCAGCUGGCUGAUGUCACUGGGGCUUGGGCAAUUUGUGAGGAUCUUCCGGUGUAGGCGUGUCAAUGAGUUUCAGCUGGCCAACAUGACAAUGAAGAAGCUCAAAGAUAUGGGUGCUGCUGCCGUGGGGCCUCGUAGGAAAUUGAUGCACGCCAUCGACUGCGUCUGCGAUCCUUAUCAUCGAAGACUCGAAGUGCCUCCUAGGAUCUGCUAAGCGUUUGAGCUAUUCGAAAAGAUACUUGAUCCAGUAACUGGAGCUAAGGCCAACUCCUUGUGAAUCAGAAGCAUGUGGACACCAGGACAAGAAAAGCAUCUGGCGGCUUUAAAGGGUGUCCCCGCCCGCGAACUUAAGCUGCUGGUAUCUUCAUCCUCGCUCUUGUACUAAGAGAAACGAACUCGGUUGCUCCCUGUAAUUAAUUUUCUCUUGUUUCUUCCCCUUUUUAGGCCUGAUCAAACCCAUUCGACCAAUGCCACUAGUUCUACCCAAUUGAAAGAGAUUGUGUGCC